GAACUUAAGAAGAAAAAGUUAAGGCCGGAACAUUGGUAAAACAUAACAUACCUUUGUCUUUUCUUAUUCGUUCAAUUUCAAUGAAACUUCUGGUUACAACCCUAUCAAUAUCUUUCCCUCUGUAUAGCUCCUCAGCUCCGCGUCUCCUCACUUCUCUCUUUUCCAUGUCCGCGAUUUUUCUCGGAUCAUCAAUCGUACCCAUACAAAUUCUCUCUCAUCGCUACCCACGAAAACUCUCCACCGCCAUGGCCGCUUGUAUUCACACUUCCAGAACAGACAACGCAACCCAAAUCGACGAUCUUGUCUACGAUUGCGGUAAAUUUCGUAGACUCAAUUUCGGUGAUCUCGUUUCUUGCGUACCCAUUUCCCAGAAUCACACAAAAACUGUCCACAGACCUACGGUUUUGGACGAUAUCAACGGAGAUGGAGAUGAAGAUGAUCUAUGGCUGAGAAUGAAAGGUGAAGCUCAAUCGGACGUUGAACAAGAGCCCAUUUUGUCAAACUACUAUUCUAAUUCAGUCUUGUCACAUGAUUCUCUAGAAAGUGCUUUGGCCAAUCAUCUUUCUUUGAAGUUGAGCAAUUCAAGCCUUCCAAGUAACACUCUUUAUGACCUUUUCAAAAGUUUACUCAGAGAGGAUCAAGAUAUCAUCAGAGCUGUUCAAGAUGAUUUGAGGGCUGUCAAAGAGAGAGACCCUGCUUGUAUUAGUUAUGUCCACUGUUUCCUGAAUUUUAAAGGGUUCCUCGCAUGCCAAGCCCAUAGGGUUUCACAUAAGCUAUGGUCACAGGGUAGGAAAAUUCUGGCAUUACUGAUACAGAACAGGGUUUCUGAGGUCUUUGCAGUAGAUAUCCAUCCCGGAGCAAAGAUCGGACGGGGGAUAUUGCUUGAUCAUGCUACCGGGGUUGUCAUCGGAGAGACGGCAGUGAUCGGAAAUGAUGUUUCAAUUUUGCACAAUGUGACAUUGGGUGGCACUGGUAAGGUCUCUGGGGAUAGGCACCCAAAAAUUGGUGAUGGAGUGUUGAUAGGGGCAGGUACAUGUGUUUUGGGCAAUGUUAGAAUUAAAGAUGGUGCUAAGAUUGGUGCUGGGUCAGUAGUGUUAAAGGAAGUGCCUGCUAGAACAACUGCUGUUGGGAACCCUGCUAGAUUAAUUGGAGGGAAAGAAAACCCCAUUAAACUUGAUAAGGUUCCUAGUUUGACCAUGGACCACACCUCACAUAUAUCUGACUGGUCUGAUUAUGUUAUUUAGAGGAGAAUUCACAAUUUUGUCCUCCUUGGUGUUCCUUAGAUUAUGGAACUUUGGGAGAUCAAGGUUUGUGUUUUAAUUGAGGAACUGAAGUUCUCCCAUUAGCAAACAAAACUCCAUUUGAGCCUGAUAAUGUGUGCUAAUGAUGUUUUUUUUUUGGGGGGUGGAUUUGUACGUGCUUAGAAAACCAUCUCUGGUCUUGGGGUUUUGUGUUUUUAGCUUUUUAAUAUGAUUAUGUUAGUUGUAACAAGUUGCCAAGACCACCAUGUAGUCAUGUAUUGAAUUUUAUGAUGUAAAACAUGCUUUCUCUUUGUGAGACGUGAUCCUCUUGUCAUUCUCUCUAUUGUCUGCAUAAAGUGUUUUGUUGUCUAUGGACGUUUUAUGAUUAUAAGUUGAAAAUUGAAAGUGUGAAAGCAAUCUG
Messenger RNA from Ilex paraguariensis (yerba mate), 1662 nucleotides. NCBI's taxonomy places the organism in Eukaryota, Viridiplantae, Streptophyta, Magnoliopsida, Aquifoliales, Aquifoliaceae. The record is from the annotation of a GenBank genome assembly.